AUGGCGAACAAUGCCAUCGGUCAGCCCGCCGACAGCGGAUACCUGAUGGAUGACGCCAAAAUCGUCAUCAAGAUCCCCGAGGUCCCUCGAGACUACAAGGCCCGUGUUGACUGGAUGAACAACAGACAGAGAGGAGCCCUGAGCCGAUUUGCUAUCGCAAGCAAGAAGGCAGGCGGGCUACCCGUGAGGGAUGAGAAAGCGCGCAUCUUUCUAGAGAAAUCUGAGCAGUACUUGGAUUUCCUCGAAUAUGAUCCAUCCUUCCAGAUGACUCCCCAGCUGAAGAGAGACGCGUCCAUCGAGGCAACAUUCGAUCUUAUCCUCCAUAAGCCGGGCUACUACUUUCCGGAUCAAUUCAAGAAACGGGCACAGAGAAUCUAUGACUCUUGGGUCGCCAUCAACUGGGGUGCCGGCGCCGAGGAAGAUGCUGAGGAGUCAGAAGAGGAAGGCUCUUCUACUGGCACGUCCACUAGGGCUGUCGUUGCCGAAGACGCUCAGGCGACCAUCCAAUACCCUCCAAGAAAUCAUCCCAUUUGGGGUAUCGAUGGAAUCAUGCACGGUCUUGCUCGAGUUGUUCGACAGAAUGGACGCACCUCCAUGGUUCUCGACCGGCGAUACCCAAAGAAGCCUUCCAAUGUCUAUGGCCACAACGAUUUGGAACCUGGCCGAUGGUUUCCGUUCCAGCUGGCGGCACUCUUCAACGGUGCGCACGGAUCUAGGCAGGCUGGUAUUCAUGGAGAUCAUCAACACGGCGCAUACUCCAUUGUCAUUUCCAGCAAGUAUCAUCAUCUCGAUAGGGACGAGGGCACCACAAUUUUCUACUCUGGUGCGGGCAGUGAUGAGAAUACAGACCCAGACCGUGUCAACCCAGGAAAGCAGGACGCUACCCUGGUUGCUUCCAUUAGAUCUCGACAGCCCGUCCGAGUCCUGCGAGCUUCCAAUAAGACCAAUCACAACGCCCCAUCCGUCGGCAUCCGUUAUGAUGGUCUGUAUCAAGUUGUUCGUCAAGAGCAGCCUAGAAAGAAUACCAAAGGAGGGCUUUAUAGACGAUUCGUUCUAGAGCGUCUGCCAGACCAACCAGACCUUCAGGAUAUCAUCAACGCUGCCCCUGAUCCCCAGCAGCGACGCCAGUUUGAGAAGAUUGGGGAGGGCUUCUGA
Messenger RNA from Phaeoacremonium minimum UCRPA7, 1155 nucleotides. Its product is annotated as putative ydg sra domain-containing protein. NCBI's taxonomy places the organism in Eukaryota, Fungi, Ascomycota, Sordariomycetes, Togniniales, Togniniaceae. Gene Ontology annotation, molecular function: ubiquitin protein ligase activity. The coding region runs from base 1 to 1155 and encodes 384 amino acids. The record is from RefSeq and is a predicted model, not a curated record. The transcript has a single exon. Gene Ontology annotation, biological process: negative regulation of gene expression via chromosomal CpG island methylation; protein ubiquitination.